AUGUGUAAUUGUUGUCCAUAUCUUAUUGGGGAGGUUGCUGGGGUUGGGAGUUUUGAUCUAGCUGCAUGUCUCGGCAAAGAAGUUGGACAUGAGUAUAAGAACAUAAUGUUCGACAUUCGUGAUACAAGCGAUGUGCUUCUUGAAUGUGAAUUAUCUGGAUCUGUGGCUGCAAGUUUUUAUGCUGACUGGAAUCGUGUCAAAGGUGGUGUUGUUGUUUGCGUUUUCUGGUGGGCUGCUGUUGAUUUUUACAGAGGUAAGACGACUAUAUGUGAGACUUCGCCUACUCGCGUGAUGCUCAAUCCACCUAUUCCAGAAGUGGAUGAGUUUAUGUCAAGGUUGGGGAAGAAGAAAUCACUGAGAUGUUCAUCGAGGAUUGUGGGGGGUGUAUGA
Microthlaspi erraticum is the source of this 390-nucleotide messenger RNA. Lineage: Eukaryota; Viridiplantae; Streptophyta; Magnoliopsida; Brassicales; Brassicaceae. The record is from the annotation of a GenBank genome assembly.